AUGAAGAUUCUAGAAGAAGGUGUCAUUGGCUUUGUCUCGAGAGAAGAAUCGGCGAGUAGCAUGAAAGACAUUCGUUAUGAAGUGGUAGUAAGGUCUUAUGGUCAUAAGAUGAAGAUACCAGUUUUCAAGUAUAUAUCUGUCGUACUAGUACUAUUCUUAGGUGUUAAGUGGACUCCUGAUGAAGAUAGUAGCGACCAGGUCUGGGAAUAG
Messenger RNA from Aspergillus niger, 210 nucleotides. RefSeq lists its product as hypothetical. The transcript has 2 exons. NCBI's taxonomy places the organism in Eukaryota, Fungi, Ascomycota, Eurotiomycetes, Eurotiales, Aspergillaceae. The record is from RefSeq and is a predicted model, not a curated record. The coding region runs from base 1 to 210 and encodes 69 amino acids.